This is a messenger RNA of Linderina pennispora, 378 nucleotides long. Its product is annotated as Sedlin. NCBI's taxonomy places the organism in Eukaryota, Fungi, Kickxellomycota, Kickxellomycetes, Kickxellales, Kickxellaceae. Gene Ontology annotation, biological process: endoplasmic reticulum to Golgi vesicle-mediated transport. Gene Ontology annotation, cellular component: TRAPP complex; cytoplasm; nucleus. The transcript is spliced from 2 exons. Bases 1 to 378 code for a protein of 125 amino acids. The record is from RefSeq and is a predicted model, not a curated record.
AUGUCGCUCACAUUCUACUUUGCCAUCGUGGGCACCAACGACUCGCCGCUGUACGAGGACCGACACCUGAACCAGUUCAUUGCCCAUGCCGCGCUGGACCUGGUCGACGAUGCGCAGUUCAUGAGCAACAGCUGCUACUUGAAGACCGUUGACCGGUACAACGAGUGGAAUGUAUCGGCGUACGUGACGCCCACCAACGUGCGGCUCAUGCUGCUCCACGAGAACAAGGCUGAGGACUCAAUCAAGGGCUUUUUCACCGACUGCCACGAGCUGUACCUGAAGACCCUGCUGAACCCGUUCUACGAGCCCAACGCGCCGAUCCAGGCCCAGGCAUUUGACACCAAGGUGCACGCGCUGGCCAGAAAAUACCUGCUGUGA